UUCAUUCUUCUCUUCCUGCAACUAGAAUGAUUGUUCUAUCUCUUCUCCUUCUCUAGUCCCGCCCUGCCAGCUCUCCUCUCCGGAGGGGACUCGGUAGCCCGAAAAGGGCCGACAAAAGCGCCGACGUGUUCAGAGGAGCGGAAGUACUCAAAUUUCACCGAGAACCGUAAAGUGCGGCUGGCUGGCUUCCUUUCCGGAUAACGACACAGCUCCGACUGUCAGUGCCGGCCUUCCUCGUGUUAGAGACCUGCUGGCCCCUUACUAAUUCAGUUUUUUCCCCAUCCGAGCCCUUCCCUAUCGUCGCCCCCUUCACUUUGGAUCAUGUUCAAGAAAUUUGAUGAAAAAGAAAAUGUGUCCAACUGCAUCCAGUUGAAAACCUCAGUUAUAAAAGGUAUUAAGAACCAAUUGAUAGAACAAUUUCCAGGUAUUGAACCAUGGCUUAAUCAAAUCAUGCCUAAGAAAGAUCCUGUCAAAAUAGUGCGAUGCCAUGAACAUAUAGAAAUCCUUACAGUAAAUGGAGAAUUACUAUUUUUUAGACAAAGAGAAGGGCCUUUUUAUCCAACCCUAAGGUUACUUCACAAAUAUCCUUUUAUCCUGCCACACCAGCAAGUUGAUAAAGGAGCCAUCAAAUUUGUACUCAGUGGAGCAAAUAUCAUGUGUCCAGGCUUAACUUCUCCUGGAGCUAAACUUUACCCUGCUGCAGUAGAUACAAUUGUUGCAAUUAUGGCAGAAGGAAAACAGCAUGCUCUGUGUGUUGGAGUCAUGAAGAUGUCUGCAGAAGAUAUUGAGAAAGUCAACAAAGGAAUUGGCAUUGAAAAUAUCCAUUAUUUAAAUGAUGGGCUGUGGCAUAUGAAGACAUACAAAUGAGCCUCGGAAGGAAUGCACUUGGCUAAAUAUGGAUAUUGUGCUGUAUCUGUGUUUGUGUCUGUGGGUGACAGCAUGAAGACAAUACCUCUGGUUAUGCUGAAUAAAUUCAACAGAUGCUAAAAUUC
Nyctereutes procyonoides (raccoon dog) is the source of this 992-nucleotide messenger RNA. It is a transcript of the gene MCTS1, whose product is annotated as MCTS1 re-initiation and release factor. Gene Ontology annotation, molecular function: RNA binding. Lineage: Eukaryota; Metazoa; Chordata; Mammalia; Carnivora; Canidae. The transcript is spliced from 6 exons. The record is from RefSeq and is a predicted model, not a curated record. Gene Ontology annotation, biological process: formation of translation preinitiation complex. The coding region runs from base 322 to 867 and encodes 181 amino acids.